Molecule: messenger RNA, 591 nt
Organism: Oppia nitens
Lineage: Eukaryota; Metazoa; Arthropoda; Arachnida; Sarcoptiformes; Oppiidae
Product: glycine-rich selenoprotein-like
Exons: 4
Coding region: 129-410 (93 amino acids)
Biological process (GO): calcium ion transport; endoplasmic reticulum calcium ion homeostasis
Cellular component (GO): endoplasmic reticulum membrane; Golgi apparatus
Source: RefSeq, a predicted model, not a curated record
CAGUAAUAAACAUAUGAUUUGCCAAAAAUAGUAAAUAAAAUAAAAAAAAUUUAAAAAUUAAAUAAAUUAUUUAAUUCGAUAAACAAUUGAAAUGUAAAACAAUUAUUGCGAUCACUUCUUCAGUCACAAUGGUUUAUAUUAAUUCAAGAGGUGAGAUUGUGUCCAACCGAUCACUCAGUUGGUCCACACCUUUACAGCUAUUGAUAGCAGUCAUCAAUUUUAUAGUAUUCUUUCUACAAUCACUGCUGCCCUUUGGAUCCCGUUUUGGUGAUUCCCAAUCCAAUCACAACAGAGGAGGAGGAGGAGGUGGUGGUGGCGGCGGUGGUGGUAGAAGACCUCCAAAGAGCAACUUUAGGUCAUUUAGUUCGGGCGGAUGUGGGCCGGGAUCGCCUCCAAUGGCUGGCGGAUGAGGUUAAGCACCGAGUCGUUGAACCUGUAGGUAUCCUAACGACUCAUUCAAUCUAAUGUUUUAACGGAUUGUCAAAUAUGACGCAAUCUUCAAAAAGUUUGCAAUAACUCGAAGAUUAGCUGAAGAGAUAUAAUCUGUUAGACAUUAACUCUAAAAUUGUUAUUUGUUUACAAUCUUUUGAU